UUCACGCAUCGAAAGAUGGCGAGUGGCACAGGGACGACUGCGUCGCUGUGGACAGAAGUAAACCGAUGUGGUCAAAACGGCGACUUUACAAGAGCCCUUAAAGCUGUCAACAAAAUUCUAAACGAGAAUAAAGAUGACGUGACGGCCUUGCAUUGUAAAGUAGUUUGUCUCAUUCAUAAUGGGGGUUUUAAAGAAGCCUUGAAUGUCAUAAACACACACACUAAAAGCCUACCCAGUGAUGCAAUAGCAUUUGAGAAGGCGUACUGCGAGUAUCGUCUGAACAGAGUUGAAAAUGCAUUGAAAACCAUCGAGGCUGCAUCAGAGCAGUCUAACAAGCUCAAGGAGCUUUACGGACAAGUGCUGUAUCGGUUAGAGCGGUAUGGCGAGUGUCAAGAGGUGUACAACGACCUGAUCAGGAACUCUGUGGACGAGUAUGAGGAGGAGCGGACCACCAACCUCUCUGCUGUGGUGGCAGCUCAGAGCGCCUGGGAGAAAGUGGCACCGGAAGACUUGGGCUUGCCUGAGACUACAUACGAGCUGUGCUACAACAUGGCCUGCACCCUGAUUGGCCAGGGCCAGCUCACCGAAGCCAUGAACAAGCUGCGUGAAGCGGAGGAGCUGUGUCGGAGUUCGCUGGCGGAGGACUCUGACGUGACUGAGGAAGAGAUCGAGUCCGAGUUGGCCAUCAUCCACUCCCAGAUGGCCUACAUCAUGCAGCUACAGGGCAGGACGGAGGACGCCCUCCAACUCUACAACCAAGUCAUCAAGCUCAAGCCAACUGAUGUGGGGCUUUUGGCUGUGACUGCCAACAACAUCAUCACAAUUAACAAGGACCAAAAUGUGUUCGACUCUAAGAAGAAGGUGAAGCUGACGAAUGCUGAGGGCGUGGAGUACAAGCUGGCCAGGAAGCAGCUGCAGGCCAUUGAGUUCAACAAAGCUCUCCUAGCCAUGUACACCAACCAGGCAGAUCAGUGUCGGAAGCUGUCGUCCAGUCUGCAGUCCCAGAACCCAGGCCACCCCCGGCCGGUGCUGAUCCAGGUGGCCCAGCUGUGUCGAGAGAAGCAGCACUCCAAGGCCAUCGAGCUGCUACAGAAAUUUUCAGACCAGCACCCCGAGAGUGCCUCUGGCAUCAAGCUGACCAUGGCACAACUUUAUUUAACUCAAGCUCACGUUACAAAAGCCUGUGACAUUUUGAGGUCUAUAGAAGAAUUCAAGCACAAGCCAGGCAUGGUGUCUGCCCUGGUCACAAUGUACUCUCACGAAGAGGAUAUUGACAGUGCUAUCGACAUUUUCAGCCAGUCCAUUCAGUUCUACCAGUCGGAACAGCCUGGCUCAGCUGCCCACCUGGCUCUGGUUCGAGAGGCGGCCAACUUCAAGCUCAAGUACGGCCGCAAGAAGGAGGCCAUCAGCGACCUGGAGCAACUAUGGAAGCAAAACACCAAUGAUGUCCACACGUUGGCACAACUGAUCUCGGCGUACUCUCUUGUGGAUACAGACAAAGCCAAAUCCUUAAGCAAGCACCUGCCCUCCCCAGAGACCAUGUCCUUCAACGUGGAUGUGGAUGAGCUGGAGAACUCCCAUGGGGCCACCUACGUCAGGAAGAAGGCUGCCAAGGUGGUGGGGGAGAACCUGCCCAAAGAGCAGGGACAAGGGGACGUGAAAAAGAAGAGGAAGAAGAAGAAGGGUAAACUGCCCAAGAACUACGACCCCACGUCCACCCCCGACCCCGAGCGUUGGCUGCCCAUGCGCGAACGCUCGUACUACCGCGGCCGCAAGAAGGGCAAGAAGAAGGAGCAGAUCGGCAAGGGCACGCAGGGCGCCACGUCCUCCGCCUCCGCAGAGCUGGAUGCCAGUAAAACGGCCAGCAGUCCCCCCACCUCCCCCAGGCCGGGCUCCAGUACUGGGGGUGCAGCGGCGGCAGCAUCAGCCUCAGCCAGCAACGUGGUUCCCCCACGACAGCAGAAGCCGUCUGCCCCCUCCACCCGCAAGAAGCAGCCCCAGAAGAAAAAGAAGGGAGGCAAGGGAGGAUGGUAGAGAGAGGAUGACGGACAGCUGGAGGAGUGAACACCUGUAUCGGUCAAGAGGGAUCUUGGCGACUCAUCAUGACAGACUCUUUUUUUCUUUUCUUUUCUUUUAGGUUUUUCUCCCUUGACCUGAUGUUUUAUGUUUUCUUUGUUUUCAUUUUAUUUUUUUAAACCAUUCAUUCUGCGUUAUCAGUUCCAUAUACGAGAUGUUGGCACAGCAAGUGGACUGAGCCAAAGUGACAGUAUAUCAAGUUUGUCAUUCGGUAUAAAAGCCUGUAAAUCCAUUUGUCAUUUACAUUGGCAGGUAAUGUGUUUCUGUUUGUUUAACAUGCAUACUGUUUAUGCAAGGAUCUCAAUUAUUUGACUUAAGCAUUUGGUUAUCUAUCUUAAGCCUAAACUAAAUUGCAGGCGGAAAACGGACAUGUUUUUUUUUUUAUUUCUCAGCUGCCUGUAACAUUAUUGUAAGGUUAUUGUCCACCAGAAGAAAAAAAAACUUGCAAUCAGGCUGUUGCUGCAAACAUCAGAGCAUAUUUAUUUUGAAAUCCCACAAGUAGAACUCUCAUUACAUAUAAUUUCAGAGCAAUUUAUUUAGUAAAUGAACUCUCCCGUUUUGUAAAGGGAACCACACAAUGCUACAGAACGGACCAGAAUGGAGUCUUAAUAAAGUCGGUUCCUGCAUUGCACCACA
Molecule: messenger RNA, 2712 nt
Organism: Engraulis encrasicolus (European anchovy)
Lineage: Eukaryota; Metazoa; Chordata; Actinopteri; Clupeiformes; Engraulidae
Gene: srp72
Product: signal recognition particle 72
Exons: 19
Coding region: 16-2034 (672 amino acids)
Biological process (GO): SRP-dependent cotranslational protein targeting to membrane
Cellular component (GO): signal recognition particle, endoplasmic reticulum targeting
Molecular function (GO): 7S RNA binding; ribosome binding; protein binding
Source: RefSeq, a predicted model, not a curated record